AUGGCAAAAGGUGAUAAAGAGUUAGAAAAACCUAUUGUGAACAAUGAAUUACCAAAUCCGGAGUGUCGUAGUACCGAUAAUGAAGACUCAGAAUCCACACAAGAGCAACCUUUGGAUAUCGGAGAGCAUUAUUUAGUGCGGCGUUCCGAUGAGUCAUGGCACCCGGCUGAGAUUAUACAGACGCGGUACAACGCCGCGGAAUCGUGUUAUGAAUAUUAUGUACAUUAUGUCGGCUACGAUAGAAGGCUCGACGAAUGGGUUUCCCGCCACCGGGUUAUGUCUGAUAGAUUUGACGUCUGCGAAAAUUCUAAUAACAACAUAAACUCGGAUCAUUUGCUCACCGACAAGUCGGGCCGCAAAAUAACACGCAAUCAGAAACGUAAACAUGAUGAAAUCAAUCAUGUUCAGAAGUCCUACGCCGAGAUGGAUCCGACGACGGCGGCUCUGGAGAAGGAACACGAAGCUAUUACCAAAGUUAAAUACAUCGAUAGGAUACAGAUAGGGAAAUACGAGAUCGACACUUGGUACUUCAGCCCUUAUCCCGAUGAAUACGGUAAACAGUCGAAGCUAUGGAUUUGUGAAUACUGUUUGAAAUACAUGCGUAUGGAGAAAACCUAUAGAUACCAUCUGAGCGAAUGCACGGCGAGGCAGCCCCAGGGAAGCGAAAUAUACAGGAAAGGCACCAUAGCCAUCUUUGAAGCGGACGGGAAAGAGCAUAAAAUAUAUUGUCAGAACUUAUGUUUACUGGCAAAACUGUUUUUAGACCACAAAACUCUUUAUUUUGAUAUCGAGCAGUUUCUAUUUUACAUCCUAUGCGAGGUUGAUAAGCAUGGGGCGCAUCUUGUUGGAUACUUUUCAAAAGAAAAGGACUCUCCUGAAGGCAAUAAUGUUGCUUGUAUACUAACAUUACCACCUUACCAAAGACAGGGUUAUGGUAAGUUGCUCAUUGCUUUCAGCUACGAACUAUCGAGAUUAGAGCAAGUAGUUGGCAGCCCUGAAAAGCCUUUAUCAGACUUGGGGAAGCUCAGUUACAGAUCUUAUUGGUCAUAUGUAUUAUUGGAGGUUUUGAGUGCGAGUCGUGGUACACUUAGUAUCAAGGAUUUGAGUCAAAUGACUGGGAUAUCACAAACUGAUAUAAUAUCUACAUUACAAUCAAUGAACAUGGUCAAAUAUUGGAAGGGGCAGCAUGUGAUCUGUGUCACACCAAAGAUAGUUGCCGAACAGCUAGCGAGUUCUCAUUUCAAGAAGCCUCGGUUAUGUGUCGACCCCUCGGCAUUGAGAUGGACGCCUCCUAAUAAGCAAGGGAAUGCGGCCAAAGCUAAAAAGUAG
This is a messenger RNA of Danaus chrysippus (African queen), 1329 nucleotides long. NCBI's taxonomy places the organism in Eukaryota, Metazoa, Arthropoda, Insecta, Lepidoptera, Nymphalidae. The record is from the annotation of a GenBank genome assembly.